AUGGAAAGUUUUGGGUACGGAUCAAGUCAAGCAUUUCGGUCAACUGAUAUCCAGAACGAUUUAUCAAGGCAAUUGGAUGCAUUACGGCAACGGUCUCCAGAAAAUUUUUCAACACCAGUUUAUGUGCUAAUUACUGCUAAUGAUACUGUCAGUGGUCAAAUUGAAGAAAGGUUUCGAGAGGCCGAGAAAUGUUACAGUGGUAAACGUAUUAUACUUAUUCCUUAUCUAUUGGGAAAUCAUCAUUGGACUGGAAUUUUAAUCGAAUGGAACUCGAUGGGACAGAUUGAACGAUCUCAAUUUAUUGAUCCUGUCACAGGUUCUGACUGUAUUCCAGACGAAUUACAGAAAAACUUCAUUGAAAUCUUUGCAAAAAAUAUUUUACGUUCUAAAACUAUGUUAAAACACGAAGAUCGAACCAAAAGCGCAACGCUAACCAUAGCUAACUUAUUAAAUGCAGUGCAAAAUUCAGAUUUGCAUCAAUCAUCAAGCCAGCAGAAUUUCAGUUCAUUUUCGACUGACGAAGGAUUAUCAGCUUGGCAUAAAGAUCAAAACUGUCCUACAACAUCAUGUGAAGGUAAUCAAAUGAAUUUAGGUGAACUCGAAAAAAGACUCAGUAGUGGCUUAGCAAAAUUCAAAAUAUCUGAUAUAAACAUAUUGUCUGACAGAAUUCGACGAUCAAAAGAUCGAAUUGAAGAAUAUCGAGCAACAGAAAGAAUAGAAGAUGCAGAAAAGGAGAUGAACUAUUUGAGAGAAUAUGAAAUGUUAGCAGAACUUGCUGAGAAAAUCAAUCGAGCAAAAUUGAAUGUUUCUGAUUUAGAUACAGCAAAUUUAGAAAAACAAUUAGCUGAUAAUCUAGCCAAAAUGCAAAUUUCAGAUGUACAAGUAUUGUCUGAGAGAAUAGCACGAUCCGAAAAACGAAUCGAAGAAUAUCGAGAAGAAGGUAGAUCAGAUGACGUUGAAAAAGAACAAAAACUUUUAAAUGAGUGUAAAAGAUUACAAAAACUUGCUGAAGAUAUACGUAUUCGAAAAUCGACAGAUAGCGAUAGUGAAAAAAGUAAAUUAUUCAAGCUCAAUCAGCUAGAACAAAGAUUGGCUACUGGUUUAGCGAAUAUGAAAAUUAUGGAUCUUACAAAAUUAUCAGAUAAAAUUAUUAAAUCUGAAGAACGAAUAAAAGAGUAUGAGGAUGAAGGUAGAAUUGAUGAUUUGGAAAGAGAACAGAAAUAUUUGAACGAGUAUAAAAUGUUGCAAAAACUUGCUGAAGAAAUUCGUUCUUUAAAACUCGACGUUACUGAACCAGAACUAGAUGAAUUAGAGCAGAGAUUGAGAAGCGGUUUAACUAAAUUCAAGAUUUCAAAUGUAAAAGAUUUACCCGAAAAAAUUCGACGAUAUGAGCAACGAAUAAAAGAAUAUCAAGAUGAAGGUCGUGCAGACGAAGUAGAUAAUGAAAUGAUUUAUUUGAAUGAAUUGAAUAAACUUCAAAAGCUAGCAGAUAAUCUAUCUACUCAUAAAAUAAAGACAACCAGUCAUCCAGAUGAUCCUGAAUCCAAGCUUCGCAUAUUAGAAGUGAAACUAGCCAAUAGUUUACUAAAAUUAAGAAUACCGAAUGUAUCAAUUUUAUCAGAAAAAAUUCAACGAUCAGAGAAACGAAUUAGUGAAUAUCAGGAAGAAGGUCGAGUCGAUGAAGCUGAAAAAGAACAACAAUAUUUAAGAGAUUUAAAAGCAUUAAGUAAACUGGCUGAUGAAAUAAAGAGUCUUAAAGAGAGUACGGAGAAACCACUUGCAGUUGUUGCAUCGAAACCGAUUAAUAUUGUUCCAGAAGUUGUGAACAGUUCUCCGAGUACGAAAUAUGAUUCUGAGAAAAAGAAAUUAGAUGAUCUUGAUAUUCUUCAUCGAGAUUGGACUGUUAUGCAAUCAUGUGUAGAAAAAACUGUCAUGCAACUUUUGGAACAUUUUCAACGGAUGAAUUUAAACGGAAAUGAGAUUCCAUACGAUCAAAUCUUCAUCAACGAGACGUUAAACCAAUUACAAAAGCAAAUUCAGAAACAAGAAUUAUUUUCCGAGAAAAUUCAAGGAAAUUUGCAAGAUUUAGAACGCUAUGUGUCUAUUCGUAAUACUCCAUUGACAGUACGUUGUUUAGUCGAACUUUUAAUGAAAAUUCGACCAUUAGAUGUUCAAGAAAUUGAGCGACUUGUUAAAAAAGCCAAAGAUGCUGCUAAACUUAUUGCUGGUAAAGAAAUAAUACUUUUGAUCGGUGAAACUGGAACAGGAAAAUCAACUACAAUACAGUUUCUGACCGGUUCAAAAAUGAAACAGAUGAAAGUAGAAGUUGAGUCUGGAAAAUUCUUGGAACAUAUUACCGUAGAUGGGCCUAUUAGGAAUCCUGAUUUGAUGGGUGUAACAAAUAGUGCUUUCAGUAAAUCAGAAACUCGAUAUAUCGCACCUGUAACAAUUCCAUUAAGAGAUGUUUUUGGUCCCUAUGAAUUCGGAGAAAUCAUCGUAUGUGAUGCACCAGGGUUUGGCGAUACUGCAGGUCCAGAAGUCGAUAUUGCUAAUGGAGUAGGCGUCAUCGAAGCUUUGCAAGGAUGUAAAAGUGUCAAAAUUCUUGCGCUUUCAAGUUAUAAAAGCUUAGGUGAUAGAGGGCAAGGUAUUCAGAAACUUGCUCAUCUCUUAAUUAAUAUGGUACAUGGAAUUCAAGAGAAACUUAGCGCCAUUUUUUACGCUUUCACUAAAUAUCCACCAAAUAUUGACAUAUCUGCUUUGUUAAUUGAUAUUAAAAUUUCUAAAGUCGACACAGAUCCUCUGUUACGAUCGGACAGUGCGUUUGUAACAGUAUUGACAGAUAUGAUCAAUAAAACUAAAGAUGGUGCUGAAAAUAUCAAUCCACUCAGUGGAGAUCCAAAGACUCUUAUUGAAAAAUUGAGGUAUCUACGUGGUAUUAUGUAUCCUGCAGAAGUAUUUCGAUUUUCGAUUAGUGAAGAAACUCAAGCUUGUGUCGCAAAUCAAGCACAACGAGAUAGUUCUAGUGUUAAAUGUGCAUUAAAACACAAAGAUAUUGAUCUUGUUUCACACUAUUUAGAUAAAUUAAAAACAUUAAAAGAUUUACUUGAAGUUAGUACAGCUCGAGAUGCAUAUGAGGAUGCAAUACGUUCAGCAAAAGAAAAUCUGACAGCCUUUUGUACAGAAAUAACAAAAAAAUUUAAUCGUUCAUUAGCUAGUCAAGAUGGAUUAAGAGAAGAAGAUAUUGAUGAAUAUAGAAACUCGAUUCAAUAUAUUCAAGAUAGUCAAAAAUUAAUCACACAUUUAGAAGAAGAUCUAUUGUCACCUGAAUCAUUGAUACAAAAUAUCAAUAGUGAACUUCAAAGCAGAAGUAAAAUUUUGAUAGAGCAAGAGUUACAUAGUGCUUUGAUAAGGGUAUAUUUUAAUAAUCUUCUUCUAUUGAAAAAUUCUUUCGUACAAAUUGAAUCGCUGUAUAGUGAAAUUUGUCAAAAUUUUCGAGAACGUUUUGAAAAAUUAAUCGAACCAGCUAAUGAACUAAUUAGUACGAAUGAAUUUGAUAAAAUUGCGGAUUUAAUUUUGCAAAUAUCAAAAUGUGUACCAAUUUUGAAUAAACAUUUACAAGGACUAAUCGAAGAAAAAUAUCAAUAUGUAGUUCAAUCACUCUUACAAUAUUUAUCGAAUUUCGUAGAAAAAGCUGGUACAUACUUGAUCAAACCGAGAUUAAAUGAAAAUGAAAUCGAUAUUGUUAAAAAUUCAGUUAAAAUACUAGGAACAGCAAAAGAAAAUGCUGCAUUGCAAGAUCGUAUUUCUACCUAUAUUGAUAUGUUAAGAAAGAAAAACGAGAGAUCAGUCGAAAAUAUCAAAAAUGUUAGUGAGAUUUAUAAUUUAUUGAUUGAAAAAAUCGUGAACUAUUUCAAUCAGAUCAAUAAUUGUAUUAGUAAAUUGUUUGAAGUUCAUGGAGAUCGUGCACUUGAAGAUACAGAAUCAUUAAUUAAUGAUAUGGAUGCUAUUCGAACUAUUCCUGAAAUCGAUUCGAAAACAGCAGGAACCUAUUAUCGUACAGUUGACUUUAUACGUGGACAUAUGAAUCAAGUUCAACGAGAAGUUCAAGAUUUAUUAAUAUCGAUAGAAUCUCAAUCAGAAACCCCUAAUUAUACAAAGAUUGCACGAUUAUUAUCACGUAUAAAAAAUGCAAAAUGGAUGAAUCGUGUUAGCCCAGGAGCAUAUGAUGUUUCGAUCACACGUAUUACAGAUGAAUUAACUCAAUAUUUCCAUCAAUUAGAAGAACGAUUAAUGAAAUUAGAUUUAAGUAUGAAACAUCCAGAAAAUAUUUCUAUAGCACAAGAAAUAUUUGAUAAGCUUGACUCAUUAAGUGUUCUUGAACGUAGUGUACCAGAAUUAAAAAGUUCUAAAGAUGAAAUGAUUCAACGUUUUCUGAAAAGUAUACAGAGUAAUUUUGAUCGUAUGCAAACAAAAUUUCAAUUACAAGAUAUUAAUGUUUAUCAGAUGAAACAGGAAUUAAUCCAACUCGAACAAAUGAAACGAGACUACGAAGAUUUACAUCCAGCAAAUGUUUUUUUACGACAAAAUGAUUUUUCUGAUAUCAAUAAGUUAAAUCAUGAAAUGCAAGACCUUGAAAAUAAACGAGAUAUAGAACUUGCGCAUCAGAAUGAGAAAAAAUCACAAGUUGAAUUAGAAUUAAAUAGUUUGAAAUCGAGCAUAAGUUCAGAAAUAGAUCAGAAAAUAGAUGAGGAAAAGAUCGUUGAAAUUGAACAACGUCUCGCUAUUCAAUCAGAAAUUAUUCAAGAUUUACAAAGCAAACAUAAAAAUGCUCUAGCUCCAUUUCAAUCAAUUAAAGAUCGAUAUGAAUCUUUAAUAGCGACACAUAAUUCGAUUACAAAUGAACAAAUGAAAUAUUUUCAAGAUAAAACAUACGAUAGUAUUGAAUCAUUGAAUGACAAAAUCAAUCAAAAGAAAAAAACUAUCAAUGAAUGUCAAAAAAAUAAACCAACAUAUAAUUUUGAUAAUGAAGUUGAUGCAGCAACUGCCGAUAUUGCAUUAUUAUAUACAAGUAAUUGUGAAAAAAUCGCAAAUAUUCGUUUUAAAGAAAUGGCAGCUGAUAUUCAUGCAAUCUUAGUGAAAUACAUAACUGAAUAUGGAAUAUUUCUUAAUCGAGAAAUCGAUCAAUCAUUUAAACAUAUUACUACAAUUCAUUCACAAGAAGAUCUUUCACAAUAUUCAGAAGAUUUAGAAACACGUCUAGAACAACUAACUUCGUUAAGUGAAUAUAAACAUGUUUUUGAAUAUAUUGAUGGAAGUAGAAAAGUUGAAUUUUGGCGUCGAAAAUUUCACGAACAGUAUCGAACGAUUUUGGGUCAAAUAGAAAAUCAUAAAGUGUCCGGUAGAUAUAAUGAAUUACAUGAAAAAUUAAAUAUUGUACAAGGGUUGAUAAGAGUAGAUCAUUUUUGUGGUGGUGGAUUUUUAACAGUAGGAUUUGGAGCUCUAUAUAAUGAUUAUCAAAUAGAGUCGACCAAAAAAUCUAAAGAAACCUAUCAUGUUGUUCUAGAAAGCAUUAUGCGAGAAGAUUAUGCAGCUACUGAAAGUGCUAUGAUCGAUAUUGAUAAGAAAACAGCAAGUCCGAGAGACAUAGCUCAGAUUGAACAGAAAUUACAAUUUACUUUGAAUAGUUUGAUGAAAAAAACUGAAAAACUUGCUCAUAGUCUUGAUCUUAAUAAUGAUUUUAAGACAAUAACUGAAAGUCAAAUUCAAGCAAUCAAUGCCAAUACGGAUAAGAUUCGUACUGCUUCAGUGAAGCCAAAGAUAAUGACAAUGAUUGAUGAAAAAAUGAAACUAGAUCUGACAGAAUUUGAAAAAAAAAUAACUGCAUGUUUAUCAAAAGUACUGUUCCAGGCAAUAAGUACGAUUGAAAAUUUUAUGGAAACAAAUGAUGUUUUGGAAGCCGAAUUAAAUACGGAAAAACUUCUUCUUCUACGACGUGAAUUAGACAGUCAUUUUAAUAUAGAAUCUGUUAGUGUAAAAAUAAAUGAGAUUAAACAAAGAUUAGAUAGUUUAGAUGCUCAUCUAUUAAAAAAAUGUGAUUUAAAAAACAUUCAGCAAUAUCCUGUUCAUUCUCCUAAAGAUCUUGUAGUUAAGUAA
Molecule: messenger RNA, 6153 nt
Organism: Rotaria sp. Silwood2
Lineage: Eukaryota; Metazoa; Rotifera; Eurotatoria; Philodinida; Philodinidae
Source: the annotation of a GenBank genome assembly